AUGGCUCGAGCAACACUUGGAAAGAGAGCCCGAGGCAUCGACGAAACCGAUGAGCCUUGUGUGGUUGCUACUCCCACCAAGAGAAGUCGACGCUUCACAAAGACUGUCUCAUAUAACGACGAGAAUCAAGACCCUACAUACUCCCCCUUCGACGAUGAGGAAGACGAUGAACUGGCUGAGCUUCCUCCUCCCCGAACACGACGAUCUCCCUCUCAAGCAUCGACAAAGCAAAACCCCGUCACACCUUCAACUCCACGACAUCGCGAUGCUCUCUCGGUGCCCCCUACGACGCCUCGGCACGCCGUCAUGUCGGCAGGCAAACUCUUCAAGCGACUGACACCGCACACGCCUCUCUCGCCCAGCGCAGUCCAAACCAUCUACCACUCGGCUCGACAACUAUUCGCCCGCGGUGCUGAGCCUGGCCAGCUUGUUGGCCGAGACGCUGAACGCAAACAGCUGACCGAGUUCCUCGACCGAUGUUCAUCGUCAAGCCCCAGCGGCUGCCUCUACGUUAGCGGGCCACCAGGGACCGGCAAGAGCGCCAUGAUCACAGAGAUGACCAAGAAGUACGCCGAACACGAGAAUGUGCGAGCUGCCUACGUCAACUGCAUGAGCGUCAAGUCCUCCAAGGAUCUUUAUACUACCCUGCUUAGCUCGCUGGGCCGCGAAGGCGACUCGUCCGAGGCCGAGGCUAUCUCGGCUCUGCAAACAAUGUUUGCCCCCAAAACAAAAUCGAGCACUGCCUACCUCGUGACUCUUGACGAGAUCGAUCACAUUCUCACUCUGGGCUUGGAGAGUCUUUACCGGGUCUUUGAGUGGUCACUGCAAAAGAACUCCCGGCUUGUUCUGGUCGGCAUUGCCAAUGCCUUGGAUUUGACAGACCGGUUUCUGCCCCGACUCAAGUCCAAGAACCUCAAGCCCGAUCUCUUGCCAUUCCUCCCCUACAAUGCGGCUCAGGUCAAAAACAUCAUCACCACACGGCUCAAGUCUCUGAUGCCUGCCGGAGGCAAGGAGGGAUAUGUCCCAUUCAUCCACCCUGCUGCCAUUGAGCUUUGCUCUCGCAAGGUCUCGAGCCAAACCGGAGACAUCCGUAAGGCCUUCGAGAUUUGCCGGCGAGCAUUGGAUCUGAUUGAGGCUGAGACUCGAUCGAAGCAUGAAGAAGAGGCCCGAGAGACCUUACUGCAAAUGACUCCCUCCAAGCGACCCCUGGGAGAGAACAUCAACGGAGCUUCGGGUGGUCCGAGAAGCGUGGUUCAGAUAAUGGCGAACUCACUAAAGGGACUCACCGCAGAGACGGCACCACGAGCGUCCAUUGGGCACCUCAACAAGAUCACCGCUGCCGCUUUUAGCAACGGCACAACACAACGACUCAAGGCCCUGAACCUACAGCAGAAGGCAGCACUGUGCGCCCUUAUAGCUUAUGAGAAGCGGCUUCGAGCAGCAGCCAAGAUGACCCAUGGUGGCUCUACCCCAGCCAAGGCAAAGCUAUUGUCACCAACCAUCAAGACUCUUUUCGACGCAUACUGCCAACUGUGCACCCGAGAUUCCGUCCUUCACCCCCUGUCCAGCUCCGAGUUUCGGGAGGUUGUGGGCAGCUUGGAAACUCUUGGGUUGGUCAACGCAUCAGACGGGAAGAGCGGCAGUCUUGCGGUGCCACAGACACCUAGCAAGAGAGGCCGAAAGGCCCUGGCUGCGUCUGGAGACGAGCGAAGAAUCACCAGCUGUGUUGGAGAGAAGGAGAUUGAGUCCGUUGCCGAGGGUGUUGGUGCAGGAAUCCUGAAGAGCAUCUUGAGCGGAGAGGCACUGGAUUAG
Fusarium keratoplasticum is the source of this 1812-nucleotide messenger RNA. Its product is annotated as Cell division control protein. Gene Ontology annotation, molecular function: DNA replication origin binding. Lineage: Eukaryota; Fungi; Ascomycota; Sordariomycetes; Hypocreales; Nectriaceae. Bases 1 to 1812 code for a protein of 603 amino acids. The record is from RefSeq and is a predicted model, not a curated record. Gene Ontology annotation, cellular component: nucleus. Gene Ontology annotation, biological process: mitotic DNA replication checkpoint signaling; DNA replication initiation; cell division. The transcript is spliced from 2 exons.